AUGGAGGAGGAAGAUAACUAUACCAGUCUACAGGAGUUUACUGUGGAUAGAUCCUCCAGAGGAAACAAGCCUAUCCUAAACAACCACGGUAAGUGUGUGUGUGUGGUGUGUGUGUGUGUUUGUGUGUGUGUGUGCGCGUGCAUGUGUAUACGUAUGUGCAUAAGUGUGAGAUUGACCAUAACUCUAAGGACAUGGUCUCUCUUUAGGGAAUAGUCAGUGUGAGUUUUACAGCUAGUCUGUCAUUUUAUUGGCUAUCAUCAAUUCCUUUGGAAUCCUUUAGAAAUAAUCAUUUAAAAUAUUUUUGAAGUGAUUGUCACCUUUGUCACCUUUUUACAAUGUUAUGGUUCCAUGUUAGACCACUGUAAAAUUGUAGGCAGUUACAGAUAGAUUAUGGGGGUAUUGUUCAUGGUCAAAGGACUUGUCUGGGCAGAAAAAACUUCUGAAGCAUGAAAGGUGAAUGACAGGUGAAAAAAAAAGUGCACUCACUCUGCAUGUCUUUUCUUACUGGCAUGGAUUUUACAGAUUAAUGCUAUUUAGAAGAAGGUUUGACUUGCAAUGACUGUUAUUUGUGGUUAUGUUUACCUAUAGUUAAAUGCUAAAUGACUCCAAUGUAAAUGUAAAGUAAAUGUGUCACUCUUUGCAUUGAACUGUAAUCUGUCCAAUCAGGUGCCCAGGGGCUGAAGAGGGGGUUAGAGUGUCUAAGAGGUCAGACCGCCCUCUUUGUGCUGAUUGGUCUAUUGGCCUCCAUCUGCGCCAACAUCGCUCUGAGCGUGCUCUGUGAGUAAACAUAAUUUUCUCUCUCUCUCUCUCUCUCUCUCUCUGUCUGUCCGUCUCUUUUUCUCUCUCUCCAACCCCGCACCACCCCUCUCCCUCACUCCUCCUCGUCAUGCCUUCUUUGGCAUGCAGAACGGUAACCAUAGUUGUGGUGGUUGUGCAAUCCAAAAGGAACAAAAGUCCAUAACUGUGAAAUGUGCUCCCUCCCAGGACUUUCAGUCUCUGGCAGCCCAGGCUGUUCAGUAGUUAUAACACACUGAGAACAUUCACUACCACAAUGUGUCUCAAGCUGACCUCUCAAUUAUAUUUAUAUUAGUCUUUCUCGUUCUAUCAUCUCUCUCUCUCUAGCUCUAUCUUCUCUCUCUCUCUCUCAUAGCAUAGCUAUCUCUCUCUCUCUCUAGAUAGCUCUCUCUCUCAGUGUUUAGCAGGCCUUUUCCUUGUGUUCCCCUGGAGACAGCAGCUCUGACCUCUUUUAUCUAGUUCUCAGAAUAUUGCAGCAACAUUUUCAUAAAUAUAGGGACAUUCCACAUUUGACACACAAGACAUGAACCCACAGCUGGGUAUAGUAAAUACUAUAUCUAGACUAUCAUACAGUACAACUGUUGAAUUAUAUCCAAAUCUUUCUUUCUUUCUUAUCUCUCUCUCUCUCUCCUCUCUCUCUCUCUCUCUCUCUCUCUCUCUCUCUUCUCUCUCUCUCAUCUCUCUUCUCUCUCUCUCUCUCUCUCUCUCUCUCUCUCUCUCUCUCUCUCUCUCUCUCUCUCUCUCUCUCUCUCCUCUCUCUCUCUCUCUCUCUCUCUCUCUCUCUCUCUCUCUCUCUCUCUCUCUCUUCGCUCUUCUCUCUCUCUCUCUCUCCCCCUCUCUCUCUCUCUCGCUCUCUCUCUCUCAGUGUUUAGCAGGCCUUUACCUAGUGUUCCCCUGGAGACAGCAGCUCUGACCCUGAAGCUGAACUCAGUUCGAGGACGUUAUGUCCUUCUCUGUGAUGACUACUCCAAACUGGGCCAGAGCUGCUCAAAGACAGGUAAAGGAGGGCUAAGUGUAAUUCAGAGUGGAUACAUACUUUAGACAACUGUCAGUCACUAUUACAUUAUUUCACGAAAGAAAUAGAACACUGUAAAGGGGUUGCCGUAAAUUUGACAGUAACUUACAGGCAUCUGUCAACUAUAUAUUUUAAAUUGAUGCACCACUACUACUACAUACCAGUUAAGUUGGUACAGCACUCUCACUAACGGGUGCAACAAAAAUAGAGCCAGAAACAACAAUAAUAUGCACUCACUAGUGGUCAAAAGGUUUUUGGUGCUCCAAAAAUACGGUACAGUACUGUAUUCUGUGGGAUGGAAUUACAGGAUCAUUCAAAAUACAGCAAUUAUUUCCCCGCCUACAAAAUGUUCCCACAAUGCACCAUAAUUUACAGAAUGCUGCAGUAAAACAUUCCACAGUAUUUUACUGUUGAUAAUACAGAAAAUGACCAUAUAAAUUACAGUUUAACUUUACAGUGUACACUAUACAGUAUACAUAAGACAUUAAUUACCCAUGCAUAUUCACACAUCUGUCUCUCUUUGUCCUCUUCAUCUUCACCUCUUCAUCUUCUUAUCAUCCUCUUCUACCUCUCUAUUCCUGUUCUCCUCCUCUUCUCUUUCUCCUCUCCUCUUCUCACAGUAAGGAAGUGUAGGGAGUGUCCUGAGGGCUGGAUUCAUGUAGAUGAGAAAUGUUACUCCUUCAGUAAUGACAAGAUGGACUGGCCGAGCAGCAGAGACAGUUGUACUUCCCUGGGCAGCCACCUUACCAUCCUGCACAGCAAGGAACAGCAUGUAAGAUAGUGUAUGUGUGUGUGUGUGUGUGUGUGUGUGUGUGUGUGUGUCUGUGUGUGUGUGUUUGUGUGUGUGCGUGCGUGCGUGUGUGUUUAUUCCCCUCAUUGUAACCAUAACUGUGUUUGUUUGUAGGACGCUCUGGAAAAAGAGGCCCGGAGGAUUGGCGGGUUUGACUACCACUACUGGAUUGGCCUAACAGAUAGAGAGAAGGAAGGAGAUUGGAGAUGGGUGGACAACACAACACUGAAAAACAAGUAUGUGAAGCCCAUUCUAAAUAAUCCAAUAUCACAUGUGUUAUAAUUAGAGGGAGGCAAAUAGUUACUUUUCUACACUGUCUCACUCCUUUGCUCUUUCGAGCUCCUCAAGGGGGAGGCGCUUCUCCUAGUCUUCAUUCUAGUAGGGUCCAUCUUUUUUACUAGUUUCACUAACGGCACCUACUUUGGGUGGUGUUAGAGCGGGUCUAAGCGAAGAGCUAGCUCUACCUGAGGCAGGAUCGCUCUCUCGCGCGCUCGAUCGGAGGCUCGAGUCUCAUCUCUCGCUCUCUCUCGCUCUCGACUGUCUUCUCUCUCUCUCUCUAUCUCUCUCUCUCUCACUAUCUCUCUCUCUCUCUCUCUCUCUCUCUCUCUUUUUCUUUCAGCUAUUGGAAUGUUGAUAGCUCUGAGAACUGUCAGGCAGGAGGAAUACAUGAGGAUGACUGUGCCACCCUGGACAGCCACUCGCAGACCUGGUUUGACGUACCGUGUGACUAUAUCUACAAACGCAUUUGUCAGAUGGAUGCCAUCCGGCUAGACUGAAUCACAGGACUAAAACUAAGCCAUGAACUUCCCAAUCAUAUAGAUCUACCGUCCAUUUAUUCAUGAAUGAUGGCAAUGUUUUCUUAAGUAGCUUGUCCUUUUUUAGUCUUUUAAAUUAUUUGAGAUGUUUUUGUGCAAUGAAAAGCGCUAUAAAAGUGAAAUUCUUCUUCUUACUGGAAACAUCGGAACUGGAAAAACUACAGGAAACUAAACUAGGUUAUUGGUCAGAUUUACUCAACAACACUGCCGAUUGUGCAUAUUACUUUGCAUUUUUCAGAAACCAUAAAACAAAUGGGGACAGGAAAGGUUAAGAGAAGGACUAAGAUAUAGAAAGGCAAGAGGAGAUAAAGACAGUUUUAUGGUAUAGCUAAUUUCAUGAAAUGUCCAUUCCCUACUGAAAAUAACAGAUGCAAAAAUCUAGCAAAUCUGGCACCUUCUGCAAGGAGAAUUUAAAUGAAUGCAUUCAAUUUAGUAAAUCAGUUACUCUAAUCAAGGAGGUAGAUGCUCUAAUCAACUCCGCUGAUUGCCAAAUUGAUUGCUGUGAUACUUUUGAGCAAUCUGUGUGCUUUUUGUUAUGUGUGUGACCUGUACAUAAAUCCCAGACAUAUUCUGUAUUGCUGCACUAACCAUGAAAAUGAAUUCCUGAGAGUUAAUGUGUCAAUAAAACUAUUUUCGAAUUAAUGAUUCUUCCUCUGAUAUUUCUUUCAGGUUUGGGUUUGGG
Coregonus sp. 'balchen' is the source of this 4097-nucleotide messenger RNA. Lineage: Eukaryota; Metazoa; Chordata; Actinopteri; Salmoniformes; Salmonidae. The record is from the annotation of a GenBank genome assembly.